Tripterygium wilfordii is the source of this 796-nucleotide messenger RNA. RefSeq names its product mitochondrial protein import protein ZIM17. Gene Ontology annotation, biological process: protein import into mitochondrial matrix; protein stabilization; protein folding. The transcript has 5 exons. The record is from RefSeq and is a predicted model, not a curated record. Gene Ontology annotation, molecular function: protein-folding chaperone binding; zinc ion binding. Bases 155 to 640 code for a protein of 161 amino acids. Gene Ontology annotation, cellular component: mitochondrion. NCBI's taxonomy places the organism in Eukaryota, Viridiplantae, Streptophyta, Magnoliopsida, Celastrales, Celastraceae.
UAAAAUCCUCAGAACCUUAAUUAAAAAAAACCCAAAUAAGCAAAACGACACCAACUGCCGCAACCUACACCGCUACUGCGCAUGGCUCGAAAGUUUACUCCUUUGACAGUUUAAUUAAACAGAAGUUCGAGAAUCCACUUACAAGUUACCAUCCAUGGCUGCGACUGCUCAUUGCGGCGCCUGUUUCUCAAUUCCCAAUUUCAGGUCCCAACGCACUAUCAAUUCCCAAUUGGGUCCCAAUUUCAUCAAACCAGUCUCUGCCUCCAAGAAAACCACGACAGUUGCAAUUUCCAGGCUUAGAUUUUCUCAAGCAGCGCCGGUGCCACGGAGACCCGUAUUUCGGGUAUGGGUGGUUUCCAACUCGUUCCCAGAGGCAGACCCAAGUGAUUCAAGUGCGGCACAUGAGGGUCCAAUUUUUGAUAUAAAACUUCCUAGAAGGAGCUUGCUUGUGCAAUUCACUUGUGAUAAAUGUGGUGAAAGAACAGAGAGGCUCAUAAAUCGAUUAGCCUAUGAACGGGGACUUGUUUACGUGCAGUGUGCAGGGUGUGAACGGCAUCAUAAACUAGUUGACAAUCUCGGCCUUGUGGUUGAGCAUGACUUGCGCGAGGAAACAAGUGCAGAAUCGGAUGAAGUUUCAUGAGUGACCAUGGAUUCAGCCACAAGCAAUGCUAAGGAUAUAUGGAAGAACCUAAGAAAGUCGGAUUAUUGUUUCAUAUAUUUCGAGUGCCAAGAAGAAUCAUAAAUGUAUUGAUAAUGUUAGCAACUACAUCUGAUAUAAUAUAUACGUACAAAAUUC